GAAUCCUGGGAAAACAGGAGUCCCGAAUGCCUUUGAAAAAAUUCCGGGCAAGGAGUGAAAAUACAGGAUUACUUCGGGAAAAUCGGGAUGUCUAAUCACACUAAGUCGAUCUAAAUUAGACAUGCUGGACAAGUGACGCAGUAUGCUAUCGAGGCCGGUCGAGACGGUCGAGACUACGAUGUAAAAGGAGGUCGUACUUCGUCGGCCAUGAUAGGUCAAAAAGUGAUUUAAUUAAAUUGAGCAAGGAUUGAAGCCGAUUGUUUUCCUAGUUAUGCCAGGUUGCACUGCACCUAACUGUACAAAUAGUUCCCAGAAAGGAUUCAAAUUGUAUCAUUUUCCAAGUGAUAAGGAAAGGAGUUUCAUUUGGGUUCAAAACUGCGGGAGGGAGCGCGGUUGGAAACCAACUAAGCAUACAUGUGUGUGUGAGGUACAUUUUGAAGAAUCGCAGUUUGAAUCUCAUCGAGCUGAUGGUUUGAGAAAGUUGAAGCCCAAUGCGAUACCCACCAUUUUUAACAGAGUCGCACCUCUUCGAAGCUAUACUCGAAAAGCUAAAAAGGAGCCAAACAAUGAAAAUGUUUGUCCUGUGACCAAAGAAAAUAGAAAAUUGCCUAAAGUAGCUGAAGGUACAAGGUUGAAGGUAACUUCUCAACAGAAGGGAUUUGAGCUGAAAGAAAGUACAGGAAAGGACAGUGAUGGACCUCUACAGGGAGAAGGUGAAGGUUUGAAGGAACUUGAUCAUACAUAUCCAAAAUUUACUUCAGGGGAAGAUAAAGACCAGAAUAUUCUAAAUAAUGAUGUUACUGUUGAAGAUGGAGAGGUUUCUGUGACUGUGUCAUUACCAACACAAUGUUCCAAGUCUUACGUAAGAGGAAGAAAAAGAGGGCGACCUGUAAGGAAAUGUGAUAAAAAGUAUGACGGUGAAUGGUGCCCAGAGAAAUCCAGAACCAGCCGGGGAAGAAAACGUGGCAGGCCGCCUGGUUCUAGCAAUAAGUCUCCAGCAUCUUUUCAUUCACCAGUUAGGAAGUCUGUCAAAUUUUCUAUCAGAAACAAAGAACAGUUGCAAGAUAGUGAUAAAGGAAUAGUGAAAGAGGACUGCCCCACUUCUGAAAAUAAAACUGGAGACUCUCUCAGUGGAGAAAAGAGCCAGUGUUUUGUGUGUGACAAGAAUGUGAAUAAUGGCAUAUCAAUACACACACUGACCAAUACAACCAAGGUACAUAUGCAUCACAAAUUGGAUAAGUUAGUGGUGGGAGAAAUGGAGCUGCGUAUUGGAGAAGAUGGCGUUCUCUGCAUUCGUUGUGCUAACCUUCUGAAUUAUGUGGACCGCAUAGAAGUGGAAUUGAACAUGCUGACCAAAGCUAUUCUCAACUCUAUUCGCAAGAAAUAUGGAAUGGGAGUAAGGACCUCUGACAAGACACUUGAGAACUUGCUUUCAGACAUUGAAGAGGAGGAGAAAGAUGAACAGGGGAAUUGUGGUGAAAAGAUAAACAUGGACUUGCAAUUAAGCUUGGGAGAAGAAACCAGUAAUCAGUGGACAGAGCAUGAAAAUGGUUCUGUAGUGUCUUCAUACACAUCAGAUACCUUGGAUGCCAGUGCUACUAAUAAAAUACAUGAAUCGCCACCUUCGGAGGAAAUGCAAUGUCAUGUAUGUAGAUUCAGAACCUCCUACAAGUCACUGAUGAUUUUUCAUCUUCGGCAGCACAUGAAGGAUUCAUAUUGGUGUGACUUCUGUAAUAUUCCUCUGCCAAAAGGAACAGUUGAUUGGAUGGGAAGAAAUAGUGUUGAAAAUCACAUCACAAAUAUUGACCUUGAUGAUCAGCAUGUGAUUGCAGACGUGCAGGGUGACAUAGUAGAACAAGAGGUGGAAGCAAAUGGUAAUGCAGUCAGAGAGGUAGAUGGCUCUGAUACCAGUAUAUUACCCAGAAGCAUGGACUUAAUGGUAACUGUGCUACCUGUCAGUGCUGAAGUUGUAGGCAAAAUAGUACCACAGAAAGUUAUCAGAUCGGAGAGGAUUAAAUCUAGGAGAGGCACAGAAGAUACCGUUAGGCUUCCAAAUGAUAAUGAUAAAAGCAGUUCAUCUUUGAAUCACAUGCAGUCCAUCAGUAACAGUGGAAAAUGUAUUAGGGUGUUAAAUGAAAUGGGUAUGAUCAUAACACAGGAAGUGGCAUCAAGUGAUGAAGUGAAAGACAGUGAGACAGUUGUGUCUGAAGAACACACAGACUCACAAAUUCCCUCCCACACUGUUAAGUUUACGACAUUAGACCUGACUGUAAAGCCACAGGCAGGUGACAGAAGUAAAGAUCAACAUAUUUUGUGCAAAUAUCUUGUUGACAGUCAUAGCAAUAAAGGCAGUGCAAUAACAGAAUUAGAGUUGAACAUGGAACAUAGGCAGUUACUGAAUGAGGUGGCAAUAACUGAAGUGACAUCAGAAGAGUUACAAAUUGACAACCUUAGUGGUGAUGCGAGUGAGAUGAGAGUCAAUGUUACACCUGGAAUGAUGACAUAUUCCAGUCAUGACAGAAGACUGAAUGCUGCGCUUGUAGAUAAUCCCAGUGAACUGAAUGAAGAAGUUGUUGGAGUACAAAACUAAAUGUUAAUUUCAGUAAAUGCAAAAUUGGAGACAUUUGUAACAGAAAUUACUUGGAUAUAAAAUACAAAGUGCCAGUAUUUCCUUUUUGUGCUAUAGUAUUUGUAUCUUCAGAGCUGGGAUAGCUCAUUCAGUCUAGCUACAGGCUGGAUGGCUGCGUUUCAAUUCCCAACAGGGGCAAGAGAUUUUUCUCUACUCCGUAGUAGUUAGACCAGCUCUGGGGCCCAUUUGGCUUCCUUACCCAGUGGAUAGCGGGGUUAAAGCUGCCAGGAGGGAAUCUGACCACUUACCUCAGUCUAGUGACUACAUGGAGAAAGUAAAAUUACUGGAUAAAAUGUAAACUCAAGUGUUUGAGAAUUGGAUUGUUCUGUGUCCAGAAAAGUUCAGACUGAGAUAUGAGCAAAUGAAGUUUGUAGAACUUUUGAAUUGUGAACAUAAUGCAGUAAAGUCCCCAUUAUCUGGCACAGAGAGAAUGGGUGUGCCAGUUG
This is a messenger RNA of Cryptotermes secundus, 3075 nucleotides long. RefSeq lists its product as uncharacterized. NCBI's taxonomy places the organism in Eukaryota, Metazoa, Arthropoda, Insecta, Blattodea, Kalotermitidae. The record is from RefSeq and is a predicted model, not a curated record. The coding region runs from base 272 to 2590 and encodes 772 amino acids. Gene Ontology annotation, molecular function: sequence-specific DNA binding. The transcript is spliced from 7 exons.